This is a messenger RNA of Myzus persicae (green peach aphid), 1101 nucleotides long. RefSeq lists its product as uncharacterized. NCBI's taxonomy places the organism in Eukaryota, Metazoa, Arthropoda, Insecta, Hemiptera, Aphididae. Bases 1 to 1101 code for a protein of 366 amino acids. The transcript has 2 exons. The record is from RefSeq and is a predicted model, not a curated record.
AUGAUACCUACAGGCUACAAUGAUACAAAUUGUCAGGCAGCUUUAGAUUAUGACAGCACUAUAAUACAGGAUCACGAAGAACCAGAUUUUGAAAACUGUAAUACUGACAAUGGCGAAAGUGUUAUGAAUGUUGUAAAUCAGUUAUACAAAGAAGUUGAUUUUAAUAGAGAAUUUAUGGAUUCAGCAACUCAAAUUACUAUUGCAGAUAUUGAAAUUCCAUUUAUCACGUUAAUAAAUUCUCCUAAAAAAUUAAGGACAAUGACCGGAAUACCUACAUUUCAAUUUUUAGAAAAAAUUAUUGAAAUUUAUAAAACAGAAUUUCCUGAUAAAAGAAAGCAUAAUUUAAACUACAAAGAGAGAAUAAUUAUGGUAUUUUUAAAGUUAAGGCAAGAUUUUUCAUUUGUAGUUUUAUCUAUUCUCUUUAAAAAUGUCACUGCCGAAUCUUGUCGUAUGAUAUAUUCAUCACUUAUUCCAUGUUUAGCAAAAAUAUUAAGUUGUUCCAUUUAUUGGCCUUCUAAAGAAGAAAUAAUUAGUAAUAUGCCAUAUUGUUUCAAAAAGUUCCCCAAUACUAGAGUAAUAUUAGACUGCACUGAAAUUCCAAUCCAAAAACCUAAGUGUUUAUCAUGCUGCAUCAAACUUUACAGCAAUUAUAAGUCUACUUUUAUUCUCAAAUUUUUGAUUGGAGUAUCACCAGGUGGGCUUAUUACUUAUAUAAGUCAACCAUAUGGUUGUAGAGCAUCAGAUAAAAGUAUAUUUGAACAAAGUGGGUUAAUCCAAAAAAUGAAUAGUUCUGAUGCAAUAAUGGUAGACAAAGGUUUUUUAAUUGAUGACUUGUGUAUGUCAAAAAAUAUACAAAUAAUUCGGCCACCAUUCCUAAAAAAUAAAAUUCAAUUUUCUAAAUCUGAAGCAUUACUUAAUAAAUAUAUUGCUAGUGCCCGUAUUCAUAUUGAAAGGUUUAACCAAAGACUUAAAGUAUAUAAAAUACUACAAAAUAUAUUUAUUUGGUCACACAAUUACUUAGCUUUUGAUAUUCUUACAAUCAUAAGUGGAAUUUGCAAUCUAAGUACCCCAAUUUUUGCAAAUGAUAAAUUCUCUGUUUGA